AUGAGUGUUCGGGUCGUUGCGCGAAUCAGACCUCUCUUGAAGUCGGAACGAGAAUUGGAUGUCAUUGUUCGGACAGGCACCAACAACAAAGGAGAGAAGAAGAACACUGAAGACAGUAAAUCUCUGGCCGCAUUGAGGGAUCGUGAUACGCUUGUGCGAAUUCCAAACCCGAAACAUGAACACGAGGAGUACUCUUUCCAGUUCAAUGCAGUCUACGACGCGGAGGUUUCUCAGCAGGAGGUCUUCGACGCUGAAGUUGCUCCCACCGUGAAGCACCUUUUCAAUGGAUUUGACGUCACCUUGUUCGCAUACGGCGUUACGGGAACCGGGAAAACCCACACGAUGCGAGGUGGUAAAAGCCUUGCUGACAGGGGUGCAAUCCCCCGACUUCUCAGCACCAUCUAUCGACGCGGACGGAAGAUCGAGAAGGACAGCGAGGGGGCUACAUCCGCGAAUGUUUCCUUGAGUUAUUAUGAAAUAUACAAUGACAAGGUCUACGAUUUGUUCGAGCCCCCAGAGAAGAGGACGUUCGCAGGACUGCCCCUUCGGGACAACGGUGGGAAAACGGUCGUCGUGGGGUUGACAGAGAGGCCCUGUACGAGCUUGAAAGAGUUUGAGAGCCUUUACGACCAAGCAAACACCAACAGGUCAACCUCUGCUACCAAGCUGAACGCUCAUUCUUCACGAUCUCAUGCCAUCCUUUGCGUUAAGCUUACGGUCACUACCGGCGACAAAACACGAAUUAGCACUGCUUCCGCCAUUGACCUUGCAGGCUCCGAGGACAACCGCCGAACGGACAACGGGAAAGAGCGCAUGGUGGAAUCAGCCAGCAUCAACAAGAGUCUAUUCGUACUAGCCCAGUGCGUCGAAGCAAUGACCAAAAAGCAACAGAGGAUCCCGUAUCGAGAGUCGAAGAUGACGCGAAUUCUAUCGUUGGGCCAGAACCAAGGAUUGACGGUCAUGAUCCUCAACCUUGCCCCCGUUCGAUCUUAUCACUUGGAUACACUCAGCUCACUCAAUUUCGCCAACCGGACGAAGAAGAUUGAGGUUCGCGAGGUCGAAAAUGAGCCAAUGUUCAAAGGUCCUCCUAGGCCAGCCAUGCGGCCUUCUGUGGCUGCCCAGCGGCAGCCUCUCCGGCCAUUGACGGCUUCAGUCAACGCAAAUCUACCAGCACCUGGCACAACAGAUGCGUCGAAACCUGCAGACAGCAAGCCUGUGAAGGCAUUCUCUGUCUUCUCCGAUAAGCCACAGCCGAGGAAUUCGACACAAUUCAAGAAGCCUGAAAUUCCAAAGCGGACAUCCUUGACCUCUAAUACUCCUCGACCACAACCGUCGAAGAUCGGCCGUCCUUCCCAAACAACAACACAACAGCAGAGCAACCACGAAGAUAUCUCCGCUGUUAGAAUUGAGGAAAUGGUGCAGAAGAAGGUCGAGGAGAUCCUCGCCGUCAGAGCUGUUAGCGAACAAACAAGACAGACACAGGUCCACGAACUUAAUGAGCAAGUCCAGAAGCGAUUGGAAUCCCUCGAGCAACGCAUCGAAGGCUCCGAGGAUGCAAGGGCUGAAGGGUUGUCAUACCUGCUAAUGGCAAAACAACACCAGGGCCGAGGGGAGGACCAUUCCGCUCUGAAAAUGUACCAGCUUGCAUUGCCGUUCUUCCCUAACAACGAGAAACUGGCUAUGAAGAUUUCCCGUCUGGAAGAGCAUCUCUAUAACGGUCAAGAGAACACAUGUUCUGCUACUCCGGCUUCUCCGCCCGCAAAAAGGGAACCGGGAACCAUGCUGUCAAUCAGGAAGCAGCCCCUGAGACCCCAAAUCAAGCGCGCAGCUGACGAUUCCGACAAUGACUACGAGGAGCCCGAGGCUGUAUCUGAAGAUCUCAGCGAAGAAGAAAUCCAGGAUACCUCUCGCGCCCUCCGCAGGAAGCGCACAAAGACCAUCAAGGCCGCAUCGAGCGAUAAUGAGGACUCGGAUGUACCCGAACAUUUUGAAGAGGCACCCUCACCGCGUACGAUCCAUCUGCUCUCUACCAUAAACUCCCGCGAUGUCAACCAGAUCAAGUUGCUGAAGGGCGUUGGCGUUAAGAAAGCAGAGGCCAUUGUUGACUGCCUCUGCGAAAUGGACCAGAAACUAGACGAAGGAGAAGAAGCCCACACACAGGUAAACAACAUCUUGGAACUGAGCAAGUUGAAGGGUGUCGGGGCACGAACAGUCCAAAGCAUGAGAACCGGUGUUUUGGUUUAG
Messenger RNA from Aspergillus glaucus CBS 516.65, 2244 nucleotides. Its product is annotated as kinesin family protein. NCBI's taxonomy places the organism in Eukaryota, Fungi, Ascomycota, Eurotiomycetes, Eurotiales, Aspergillaceae. The transcript is spliced from 3 exons. Gene Ontology annotation, cellular component: microtubule; kinesin complex. Gene Ontology annotation, molecular function: ATP binding; microtubule motor activity; microtubule binding. The record is from RefSeq and is a predicted model, not a curated record. Bases 1 to 2244 code for a protein of 747 amino acids. Gene Ontology annotation, biological process: microtubule-based movement.